AUUUUGGAUUCAUUAUUGUGUGACUUGACCAUAGGAGUCUUGUUCUGUUGAAACCUUUUUAACUUUUAACAGUUGAUACAUCAUUUGGAAAGAUGUUAUUCUAUCAUUCUCGAGCUGUGCCAUACCAGCCAUCACAUUUUUAUGUGCAAUGGUUCAACUUGUAAUGAUUGUUGAAACAUUUAUUGCAAGUCCUUAAAAUAACAUGAUGAGAUGCUUCUGAGGUUGACUGCACAAUGUUGCUUGUCUCUUUUUUUAACUUUCAGUCUACACUCAUUUUUUCAGACAAGCCUCACUUUCACGUCAGUAUUUCUAAACUCCCACUCAUCCACAUGAUCAGAAGAAGCUGGCAGUUUGUAAGAUUUGUCAUACGGAACACUUUGAAAAUCACCAAUCUUCAUUCAGCAAGAUUAAAGAGAUUUAGGGAGCAAAAAGGGAAGUUGACCUUUUGGAAAGUAUGAAUCAUCCACUAAAUAUAAUCGUGGUUCUUUUUGCCCUUUUGGCCUUUUUAAGGAGUUUGUUUUCUUUACAGUUUACAUCCUUAAGAAUAGAUACGUGUUUUUUGAGUGUUAGCCAUUGCAAAACCAGAGACAAACUAUGAUUUUUCAUUCCUUUUUUAACAUUGCAAAACUGGGCAUUUUCCUUAAUUUCUCAGUGAAUGAAAAGUAAAAAAGAAUGAAAAAAUUCAGUCCGGCGCAGACAUAUCUAUAUGAAGGUGUACGAUUUGAUGCUCAUCCAGAUUAGGAUUGUUUGACUUGGAACUUUAAGUCAUGGUCAUUUCAUUUGCUUGCGUUCUUUCUUUCAGUUGCAUUUCCGCUUUAUAGUAAAUAGCCUCUCUCAUUUAAGGAUGUGAUGGCCACAUAAAUGUCACUAAUUUUGAAACUGGAUGCAAAAUCUGAUUUGGGAAUCUGUGCCAAAGUGUGGUUGCUUAAAGGUAAAAUCCCAGAAGUGAUCAUUCUUUUCUGCUAACACUCGGGCUGGGCACUCGUGUCGGGACCUGCUAAGGUGAUCUAAUCGGACGCACCGCGCCCUCUAACUCACGUCACUGUGAGAAGGUAACGUGUAAACUCACUGGCCAUCUGCAUCAGCAUGACUCAAAGAUGUAGGGAUUUUACGAGUGAUGAAAUCAGAAACCUUGUGUCAUCAUGCACUUGGUUUGCUUUGGACAUGGUUACCUGAUGUAGAUAGGUGAGACCACAAGAAUGUACUGUGACGAGAAAUUGUGCAACAGACUGCCAGAACCUACAGUAUAUGCGGCAACGUGAGGAAAAUGGGGUGUUUAUGUAGUGGUAUCCAACUUUCCCACCUGAAUGAUUUCUGCAUAUGUGAGCCACUGAACCUAAAUGAUGCAUUUGCAUUGGAAAUUGUGUCUGCUCUUUGUAUUCAUCAUUUCAUCUGUACAAAAAUGUGUUUUUAUUCUGGUUCACUCUCUUUGCUGAGAAAUGUUAUUUGUGAAUUUAUUUGUGUUGUUAAGGAACUGACAGGCCGGCUCUCAGGAGAUUAUCCUCUGCUGCCAGGAGAGAAGCCUCCACAGAUCCGGAGACGCAUCGGAACUGCUUUCAAGCUUGAUGAGCAAAGCAUCCCCCGGGGAGUGAAGGAGUCGGCCCUAAAUCUUGUGGAUGCCGAGUUGGCUCUUCAGUUUAAGAUCUAUGAGGCAGCACGCAAGCUUUGUGAGGAGAACCACCUGAGUAAGGCUGUUAGAAAGAGUCGACUGAAGCAAUCUCAGCGAGAGGAGAAGAAACUCAAACAUUUACAAGAGACUGCUUUCCAUCUGCGGCUGGAGCACGGCCGAUCAUCACCUCUUCCUGCUUUUAAUAUCCCACGACAAGAUCUUGUUGCGUCUGAUGACAGCUCUUUAUCUGAUUCAGUGGUUCAAGACGAAGAAGGGCCGAGUGAGUCUUCACAGCCAUCCUCAGUCCUCCCAUAUUCAGGAGAGAUGGACUCUCCACAGCCAUCCACUGUGUCUUCAAAGUCCUACACAGACGGUUCCUAUCGAUCACCAUCUGUGGGGCCUCAGACACCAAGCUCAUCGCCUCAUCCUAGCCUUGACCUUUCAAUGAGUUUUAACUCAAGCCCCGCAUAUGACCCGCCUCCGAUCCAGCACUCCCCGUGGUCAGAGACAAGCCUUGACCAGCCAUACCAAAAGAGCAAGAAGUCACGGUCCUUCUCCAAAGAAAGUCCAGCCAAGAAUGAGUUACUACCACCACUGGAGGCUUGCUUGCCACUUUCUGCUCUGCCACAGCAGCUCUCCCAUUUGAAACUGAGCCGUACACAGUCUAACAGCACGCCUUCCACGUCCGAGAUGCGCAUACACAGGCAGCUCUCUCUCAGGAUAUCUAACCCUGAAUCUUCACUCGGACCAGACAAGGACCGUGGUCGCGCCAGGGGUCGAAGGAGGCGACUGACAGAUUUCAACAAAAUACCCUCAGAAGCUUCUCCUCUAAUGUUUAGUUGCGUAAACAAUGCAGGCUCUGAGGAUAGCAACUCCGAACACUCGUUUGCAUCCUACAGCAGCUCCCCCAGUCAAGAGCUGCCUUGUGAUUUGCCUAAACACUAUCAGGCUGCCUCCCCGCUCUCUGCUCCAUUUGGUAGCUACGGACCUCAAGCCUCCCCAAAUUCUGGAGUUUACCACAGUCCCAGACACCAGUCCAAUCUAAGUGUCCACAAAGCCUAUUACAAUGAGGAAGUGGUUUACCCUCCGUAUGUAGACAUGCCAUGGAGCUAUUACACCUGUCAGUCUCCCUGCCCCCCCAGCAGAUAUGAGUACCGCUACAAAGAAGCUUCUGUGCCCCUGCAGAGAGCAACAAGGCAUUUGGCUCCUGAUAGCAGUCACUCUCCCCCCUCAGCACAAUGGGAUCAUCCACAGUACCACUCCAACUGCCUCCCACGGCAAGUGGUGAGCGAACAGCUGAAAUCGUGGCACUGGCGCAGUCAGCUCAAGGGACCCAGAUCACGUUCACUUGACAGACAGGGAGCAGUAAGGGUAAAAAGCAUGGCGGCUCUGGAGGCAAUCCGAUAUCAAAAUCAGAAGUACCAGGAGCAGGUCAUUCAAAGAAGAGCUCUUCAAUUGUCCACAAAUGACUCUCAAGAACACUGGCCUGUAGACGAUGGCACUCACUAUAUGAGUCAAGUGUGACACUGUGAGAGUGAAUCGGUGUGGGCCAAGUGAGAGAAAUCUUACUUGAUUUCAUUUGGACUCGUUGAAAAAAUCAGCAGUUGAAUAAUCAAAUCUCACCUGUAUGGGGGAAAACAAUGCAGGCUAUAUAUGAUUUUGUGAUGUUUUGAGAUAAGUGUCACAAAUUUGGAACGUGAACAUAUGAACUGAAGGGGCCAAAUAACCAUGGUUACUUACAGCAGUGUUUUACCACUAGGUGUCUUCAAACUGACACCAUGUUGACCAUACUAUUUCAAGUACUUGUAUGAAGAAUAUGAACCACCAUUCUAAGAUAUUGUAAAUGACUAACGUGCCCUAAAGUGUAGGUAGAAUAUUUUUGUGGUGCUGGAUCAAUCAGCAUGCCAGUUUUUCUACUUUGAAAUUGGCAUAAUAGUCUUGUUUACCCACAAUUACUUUUUUUUUUUUUUUUUUUUUAAAUAUACCAUCCAUCCAUUUUCUGAGCCGCUUCUCCUCACCAGGGUCGCGGGCGUGCUGGAGCCUAUCCCAGCUGUCAUCGGGCAGGAGGCGGGGUACACCCUGAACUGGUUGCCAGCCAAUCGCAGGGCACAUAGAAACAAACAACCAUUCGCACUCACAGUCAUGCCUACGGGCAAUUUAGAGUCUCCAAUUAAUCCAUGUUUUUGGGAUGUGGGAGGAAACCGGAGUGCCCGGAGAAAACCCACGCAGGCACGGGGAGAACAUGCAAACUCCACACAUGCAGGACCGGGUAUUGAACCCGGGUCCUCAGAACUGUGAGGCUGACGCUCUAACCAGUUGCCCACCGUGCCGCCUUAAAUAUACCAGUUCUUGUUGAUUACUGAUGUGCCCAUGACUUAACUAGUUGAAACUAUGCUGCUGCUCUACUAACACACAGUACAUAAGAUUCAAAGUAGCAUGGUAUGAAAAAAGACGAUGCUUGGCAGCUAUGUACAUGUCAAAUGAAAAUAUGUGAGAUUGUGAUUACAGACCAAAUUUUAGUUUGGCAAUGUGUCACGAAGUAGAAGUUGCUACAGUUUAACGACAUUCACUCACAGCCUCUUACUGCGAUAUAUUUAUCUGUUAAUUUAUUUGUGCUGUGAAAUCAACUGAAGUCAGACUUGAAAUCAGUGAAGCUGCAGGGUGAGUUUAUGAAUGCAUGAUGCAGUAAACAAUUGUAUAAAAGUGCCCAAAAUCAUGUUUCCUUGUGUGCAUUUUUAUUGUCUUAUUUUUUUAUUUAACCAUUUUAGAUGCUGUGGUUAAAAUGAAACUCUUGUUGUAAUAUUGUUGCAUAUGCGGAAAUGUUUUCAUGUGGAAUAAAGUAUUUUUACGACUGUA
Molecule: messenger RNA, 4465 nt
Organism: Phycodurus eques (leafy seadragon)
Lineage: Eukaryota; Metazoa; Chordata; Actinopteri; Syngnathiformes; Syngnathidae
Gene: inavab
Product: innate immunity activator b
Exons: 7
Coding region: 1268-3133 (621 amino acids)
Biological process (GO): positive regulation of protein ubiquitination; adherens junction maintenance
Source: RefSeq, a predicted model, not a curated record